This is a messenger RNA of Xenopus laevis (African clawed frog), 5647 nucleotides long. RefSeq names its product phospholipid-transporting ATPase VA (gene atp10a.L). The transcript has 21 exons. Gene Ontology annotation, molecular function: ATP hydrolysis activity; nucleotide binding; ATPase-coupled intramembrane lipid carrier activity. The record is from RefSeq and is a predicted model, not a curated record. Gene Ontology annotation, biological process: phospholipid translocation; phospholipid transport. Gene Ontology annotation, cellular component: cytoplasm; endomembrane system; membrane. The coding region runs from base 373 to 4860 and encodes 1495 amino acids. NCBI's taxonomy places the organism in Eukaryota, Metazoa, Chordata, Amphibia, Anura, Pipidae.
UCCUCCUCCCAGUGUGCAGCUGUGGAGCGGAAACAGUAAUACCGCUAGACAGGAGGCACAGCGGUGCAGCCCAGUCUGUGACUGAAAGAGAGGAGGGCGGAACUUUCAGUUGUAGCAAGAAAAAAGUUUGGAAGCCAAAGUUCAAAGCGGGAACGUAAAAAAAGUCACAGACCAUGUAAAAAAAGUCUUUAGAUAGCAAGUGGGAAAUGCAUGAGCCCGACCCAUCCGUCCCUCGCUGUGCGCAAUGCACGCAUAAUGAUUACUUGGCGAGUUAGUUUGUCUCCCCUUUUUGUACUGUGGGACAUCCCUGGGAUGCAAAGCGAGUCGGGCUAAUAGGUAGACACCAUUAGGUAAAAAAGGGGACAGAGGGGAAUGGCGACGGAUUGCGGGGGAGGUGAGCCCAAGUGCCAGGUGGCUAAAGAUGAAGAGGACAACGUGAAGAGGAAGAAAAAGAAGAGGAAAAAUCGGAAAGAGAGCAAAGUGAGGACUGUCCGCUCCAAUCUGCUUUUCUAUGAGUCCGACAACCCGAACCGGCACUACGCCGGCAACUCAAUAAAAACCACCAAGUACACGGCUUUGUCUUUCCUGCCCAAAAACCUCUUCGAGCAGUUCCACCGUCUGGCCAAUGUCUAUUUCGUCUUCAUCGCUCUGCUCAACUUCGUGCCGGCGGUGAACGCGUUCAAGCCCGAGCUGGCCCUGGCCCCCGUCCUAUUCAUUCUGGCGGUGACCGCUAUUAAGGACCUGUGGGAGGAUUACCGGCGCUACCGCUCGGACAAGGAGAUCAACCACAUGGAUUGCCUGGUUUUCUGCAGGCGUGCAAAGAAAUAUCUUGAAAAGUACUGGAAGGAAGUUCAGGUUGGAGACUUUGUACAACUACGUUGCAAUGAAAUCAUUCCUGCUGAUAUAUUGCUGCUAUCCUCUAGUGAUCCAGAUGGACUCUGUCACAUUGAAACCGCCAAUCUGGAUGGAGAAACAAACUUGAAACAAAGACAAGUGGUGAAAGGAUUUGUAGAACUGGAAUCUGAAUUUGAUCCGAUGACGUUUAAUAGCAUCAUUGAAUGUGAGAAACCAAACAAUGAUUUAGCCAGGUUUCGUGGUUACAUCCAUAAAAAUGGGAAAAAGUCUGGACUUUUUAAGGAAAACCUUCUGUUGCGAGGGUGCACUAUUCGUAAUACAGAAGUUGUAUCUGGCAUUGUUAUCUAUGCAGGCCAUGAAACUAAAGCUUUGCUAAACAACAAUGGACCUCGCUACAAACGUAGUAAACUCGAGAGGCAAAUGAAUAAAGAUGUAUUUUGGUGUGUUCUAAUCCUCCUCAUGAUGUGCCUUUUUUCAGCUGUUGGUCAUGCUCUCUGGGUCUGGCAAUAUGGAGAAAAGCGACCCGUGUUUGAUGUUUUGGGAUCUGAUGGCAAAUAUGUUAAGCCAUUUCUUUCAGCUGUAUAUUUAUUUUUCACCAUGAUAAUAGUAUUGCAGGUGCUCAUCCCAGUGUCUUUGUAUGUUUCAAUUGAAAUAGUGAAAAUAUGCCAAGUGUAUUUCAUUCACCAAGAUAAAGAUUUAUAUGAUGAAGAAACAGAUUCCCAACUUCAGUGCAGAGCUCUAAAUAUUACUGAAGACUUAGGACAGAUACAGUAUGUUUUCUCUGACAAAACUGGAACACUCACUGAAAAUAAAAUGGUUUUCCGAAGGUGCACUGUCUCUGGAGUAGAAUACUCUCAUGAUGAUAAUGCAAAACGUCUCGCAAUGUAUCAAGAGGCAGACUCUGAAGAUGAAGCCAAUGGGCCAAAAGCAGGAACACUUUCUCGGCGUGAUAGUAAUAGCAGUCACCACAGUGUUAAAGCUGCAUAUAGAAGCCAAAAUACCAAGACUCAUCGACGUACGGGGAGCAGAGCUGAGGCGAUGAAAGCCAACAUAUUGUCCAAGCACACAGCUUUCAGCAGCCCAAUGGAAAAGGACAUUACACCAGACCCAAAAUUGCUAGAAAAGGUCAAUGAGUGUACAAAGUCGUUGAAGAUCAUGAGAAAUCACAAGCAACCAUUUUCUCAGCUCACUGCAGAACUCUCAGAUAUUUUUGACUUUUUUAUUGCUUUGACAAUUUGCAAUACAGUUGUUGUUACUUCUCCUAAUCAACCACGACAGAAGGUGAGAGUAAGAUCUGAACUGAAAUCUCCAGUGAAAACCAUAGAGGACUUUAUCCGUAGAUUUACACCCAGCCGUUUAACUUCAGGAUCUAAUAGCAGCAGUUCAUCCAGCCUCGGUGCUAAUAAGUCAAUGCACAGAGUUGGAUCCAGCAUCAUGUCUUCUAGUUCCACUGAAGGCAGUUUUACGAAGUUAGAAAGAAAACUUUCGAGUUCACCACAGAUACAUUUUACUGGACUAGGCAUACAAACAGGGUUUAAAGAACAAGUAGAUGGACAUGAAGGGGAUUUGCGCUUUGAAGCAGAGAGUCCUGAUGAAGCUGCUCUUGUAUAUGCUUCCAGAGCAUAUAAUUGUGCUCUUGUUGGGAGACUUUCAGAUCAAGUAACUGUAGAGCUACCGCAUUUGGCUAAGCUAAACUUUGAACUCUUGCACACCCUUGGUUUUGAUUCAGUCAGAAAGCGAAUGUCUGUUGUUGUCAGACACCCACUUACAGAUGAAAUUGUGGUUUACACUAAAGGAGCAGAUUCUGUUAUUCUGGACCUUAUUCAGCUAUGCUCUAAAGAUGAUCCUCUGGGAAAGCACCAAAGGAAAAUUCAAGCCAAAACACAAAAUUACUUGAAUUGUUACGCAGUUGAUGGUCUACGAACUCUGUGUAUUGCAAAACGAGUGCUCAGUAAAGAAGAAUAUGCUUGUUGGCUGAAAUUUCAUUUGCAAGCUGAGUCUUCUUUAGAGAAUCGGGAAGAACUACUGUUCCAGUCUGCAGUUCGUCUGGAGACUAAUCUACAUUUACUCGGUGCCACUGGCAUAGAAGAUCGUUUACAAGAAGGCGUUCCAGAAACCAUCAUGAGAUUACGCAAAGCUGGCAUGCAGAUUUGGGUUCUAACUGGAGACAAACAAGAAACUGCUGUAAAUAUUGGCUAUUCUUGCAAGCUUUUAGAUCAUGAUGAUGACUUAAUCACUUUGAAUGCGGAAUCUCUGGAAGAAUGUUCUAUGUUGCUUGAACAGUGUUUGCACUACGUACAAUCCAAGUUUUCAAGUGGCUCUCAGGAAAAAGUCAUUGGCGAGACUGGCAUUGACUCUGUCCAGAACAAUACUCUUUGGCCUCCAGAUUUAAAGCAGUCUAGCCUUGGACUUGUGAUAGAUGGAAAAACCUUAGCCUUUGCACUAGAUAUAACACAGUCAGAAAAAUUUCUAUUACUUGCUAGAAAAUGCCGUUCAGUUCUGUGUUGUCGUUCCACCCCUCUUCAGAAAAGCAUGGUGGUAAAGCUUGUUCGUGAUAAGCUCAGAGCUAUGACUUUAGCAAUAGGAGAUGGAACCAAUGAUGUCAGCAUGAUACAGGUGGCUGACGUUGGGGUUGGAAUCUCUGGUCAAGAAGGAAUGCAGGCAGUAAUGGCAAGUGAUUUUGCUGUUCCAAGGUUUCGGCAUUUGGAAAAGCUUUUGCUUGUUCAUGGUCGAUGGUGUUAUUCCAGGCUGGCCAACAUGGUCUUGUAUUUCUUCUAUAAAAAUGCAAUGUUUGUGGCUCUUCUUUUCUGGUACCAGUUCUAUUGUGGAUUCUCUGGAUCAGCAAUGAUUGAUCAGUGGUAUUUAAUCUUCUAUAAUUUAUUAUUUUCAUCCAUUCCACAACUCAUCACUGGAAUUUUGGACAAAGACUUGCCGGCUGAAAUGCUGACUGCUAAUCCCGAGCUCUAUAAAAGUGGACCCAACAUGGAGGAAUACAAGCCUCAUAUGUUUUGGCUUAAUAUGGUUGAUGCUUUCUACCAAAGCCUUGUAUGUUUUUUCAUCCCAUAUUUUAGUUUCUACGAUUCUGACAUUGAUUUAUUUACCUGGGGGACGCCAAUUGUGACUUGUGCACUUUUCACGAUUAUGAUGCACUUGGGAAUGGAAACUAAAACAUGGACAUGGAUCAAUGUAUCUUCAAUUGUGUUCAGCAUCCUUUUGUUUUUUACUGUGGCUCUUGUUUACAAUUCAUCUUGUCCAACAUGCAACCCUCCUUCAAAUCCCUAUUGGACUAUGCAGAAAUUAAUGGCCAACCCUUUAUUUUAUUUUAUUUGCAUUUUAUCACCUGUUACAGCAUUGUUGCCAAGGUUUUUAUACAAAUCUGUCCAGGGCACUAUGUUUCCAACACAUAUACAACUUGGCCGCAGACUGCUGAGAGCCCAUCCAGAGUGCCUUACUGGUAAUCUUAAUAGAUUGAAAUCCAGCGCUGCAUCUGAAAUGCAAAGUAAAACAACAGAACCAAAUAACUAUAGCAUUGCUUCAAACACAAACCAAAGACAAAAUAAUAUGGAUCUUGACCAAAAUCGCCAGUAUUAUUCCUCACCCAAUGAAGCAAGGAAUGAGACAGCCAGCCAUAGCUUUUGUUCCUGCGAGGAUAUUUCCAGCUGUGUGAAACCUGGAGCAAGGAACAAUACUUUUUACCAUGAUUCUUCUAUACUACUUGACACCUUACCCUUGGAUGAAACAUUCCAGUGGAACUCAAAGCUAGACCAGUCGGAUAUCAGUCUAAUAAACUGGGUGACAUCAACUCCCUUGUUUAAAAAGUAUAGCCAACAUGUAAACAGUAUCAACAGUAUUCAGGACAGUCUGAAAGAUACUGCUUUUUCACCAACUGGCUCUUAUAGCCCCAAAGACCAGGAAAGUAUUGCCAUAUGCAAUCCACAUUUCCAUGAAGACACAGUAAUUAGGACUAGUGGAAAUGGGGAACUGCAGCAAACAACUUUUUUAUAAAGAAAAAAAACUUUUUUUUUUGUUUUCCAUUUUGCACAGGUAUUUUUAUUUUAAUCUAUAGAGAACAAUUAGAGGUACAAAAUAUUUUUUAUGUUCUAUAAAUUUUAUAUAUAUAUAUAUAUAUGGUUUGUGUCUAUCAGUAAGUAAGAGGAAUAGUGCUGUAGCUCAAGAUGUGCCUACUGUUGUCAAGGCCGGGGUUCCUGAGCAAAACAAAAGCAUUCACAAUGAUGAGCUUUGUAGGACUAGCUGCAAUUCCAGUGUUUUGCUCACAAACUGCAAUUGUUUUUUGGGAAAUGACCAAUGUCAUGGUAAAUUACAAAGCUUUGGAAUAACGCCUGCAUUUGCUUCUUUUUACGUUAAUCCUGCAAAUACCUUCAUUCUGUAAGCUUCAUUGUGAUGUAUAUUCUAUACAUACAAAUACUGUAUAUGUAUAUUAUAACACACACAAGUACAGCAUAAUGAAUGUUUACGUGUAAGUCCAAAGAGUAGGGCAAAUGUAUUUUUCAUUUAGAAGAGUAUAUUUGUGAGAUGGAGUAAAUUGAUUGCACUUACAGGUCUUAAGGAAACAAUAUCCUCAAAUGUAGUAUGUAGACACUUGGGUGCUUGUGAGAGCUGCCACUAGGUACAGUAAUAGGCCUGUGCACAUGAGGACACUACCAACACCACCCCUCCUCUUUCUCUCACACAAAGACACACACAGAGUAUAUAUUCAGUGUAAAAUGUAUAUUCAGAGAUUAACAAAUAUUGAAUAUUUUUCAUCUCUUUUUAAGUACUAGGUAGCUGGUUA